Fusarium oxysporum Fo47 is the source of this 1671-nucleotide messenger RNA. Its product is annotated as GATA-like domain-containing protein. Gene Ontology annotation, biological process: protein catabolic process in the vacuole; cellular response to glucose starvation. The coding region runs from base 1 to 1671 and encodes 556 amino acids. The transcript has 6 exons. The record is from RefSeq and is a predicted model, not a curated record. Lineage: Eukaryota; Fungi; Ascomycota; Sordariomycetes; Hypocreales; Nectriaceae.
AUGUAUUACCACUUUGCGGUCCUGCUGCUCUUCCGGCCCUUAAUUAAAUUACGUAUUAUUGGGUCCACGGUGUUGCCGCGAGACGUCUGUUUACAGGUUGCAAAUGCCAUGCAAAGCUUUCUCACAUCCUAUUCCCGACUAUACGCGAUGAAGCGGACGCCGUCCUUUAUGCCAUACUUCGUGCUGACCCCACCCAUCAUGCGCCUUGCCAUCAUGGUCGCAACAGUGCUGAUAAACGAGUUGGACACGGCAGCGCUGCUUCCCUCUACAAUCCAUGCCAACUCCGCCGAUCUCUCUUUCGUGUUCACCCCUGCAACCAAUUUCUCCGACUACGCGAUGUUUUCUUCUUUCGCGCAGGAAAAGCUCUACGUCCACCCGGAAAUUGACUCCGAUGAUGGCCCAGAAACACCCUUAAGCUCUCGAAGUAUGGGCUUUUACACGAUCUCCCCCGCGGAUCACGCAAGUACAGGAGUCUCUGACGACCCCUCAAGGUCUGGUACACCAGGUCAUGGCGAACAUACCAACGAUGACAUGGCUGCCUCUAACAGGCCCUCACACCAGGUUGACUACCUAUCUCACAAUUGGAGGGACGAGGAUAUCUGGUCCUCGUGGCGAUAUAUUGCGAUGCGACGUGGAGAGUUACCCAACAGCAUACGAUUAAAAAAUGCUGUUUGGAGAACGCGGGUUAAGACCAAGAACAACAUGAAAACAAUUUCCCCUGAGACGCUCGAUUGGCUUCUUUAUGUUCCACUGUGCUCGGUACAAAAUGCCCUUAAUUCAGUCCAAACCGAGCUUUCUAAGGUACCAUUACCCAGAACUUAUUUACAUGUGAAUCUCGAUAGGAACCCAAUCCUAAGGAAGCGGAGCAUGUCUGAAGAGACGCUCCAGAUCAUUAUCAACAUGGAGGAGACCAGAGAUAUCUUGGGCCCUCAUACGAGCCGUUCAACAACCGACUAUCCCUAUCAACCUUUUUCUCAAAGACGACUGGGCGAAGAAAGCAGUAGUGCCAAUACAUCCACAGAGUCCUCUGAGGUCACAUCCCGCAACUGUGAGCGAAAGCACACCCAUUUCAACGAACGGGGCGUCGAUCACGAUAAUGACGAGCUGGACACCGGCCAUUACGGCGAUGGUAGUGACCCAGGCUAUGACAUAAUGGUGAAGCGCACGAAGACAAGGAAGUCACUGCUCUUUCAACGAAAGACUUCUGAGUCAAAGCCAGCUAAAGGAGAGACGAUUGCAAUGCUUCCGUCCACUACCCUCAAAUACCGGGAAGACGCUCCAGAACCACGAGGGACGGCUAGAAAGCCCUCUCGAAGCCCUAUCAUACCCUCUUUGUCGCAAGGUAUUGUUAGACUUGCCAAGAAGCCCCCAAUGUUAUUCAUUGGUGAAGAAAAUGAUGACGACAGCCUCAAUCAUUUACUGCUGAGCCCCGGCACAGACUGGCCGUCAUCGCCCGCUGAAGAUGCCAACAGCGGCCUUUCCCGGUCUCUCUUUUCAGAAAGCCUUUGUGAAGUGUUUGCGGGUAUGCGAACGAUUCCUUCUGGCAUGUUUACGCUCUACGAGGAGGGAGGAGUAUCUUCGACGGACGGCAUUCUUGAACGUGUUAUCGACACGGUUAACACCGCCCGUGACAUUGCUCAUGUUAUCUGGAGCGUCGGCUGGAAGAAGUAA